Molecule: messenger RNA, 5759 nt
Organism: Corythoichthys intestinalis (scribbled pipefish)
Lineage: Eukaryota; Metazoa; Chordata; Actinopteri; Syngnathiformes; Syngnathidae
Gene: tm2d2
Product: TM2 domain containing 2
Exons: 4
Coding region: 272-955 (227 amino acids)
Source: RefSeq, a predicted model, not a curated record
AACCCCCUUCUGAUAUAUUUUCUUUACGGUCAUAAUACAAUACACAUAAGGGUUGCAUAAAGGGAAAACAUCUUAUCUGUAAAAAGGGGAUGUAAUUUGGGCAUUUUAAUUUGACUGGGCGGGUUUAUUGUAUGAUUGGGCUGAGGACUGUCGUUCCAAUCUGGCAACGCUGAAACUGACAACACAGACAGACUUCCAACUCGCUAAUGAUGGUGUCUUUUGCAUUGUAUGGAAUUUUAACCUUGGGUUAUGUUUUGCUUUGACGGUGAUAAUGAUUUCCGUAAGCUACAUCUUGCUCUGCGGACAGUUUCUUUUGUUACUUACAGUUAUUUUUUUACAAUGUUUGGAUGGAAUCCAUUCCCAAAACUCGUCAACCGCUGAAUCAGCUACCGUUUUACCUGGUCCUGGCUCGACAGCACUGCCUUUCUCUGAGCAGACCUCCGAAACGAUCAAAUAUGAAAUUCAAGAGGAAAAUCCGAAUUACACGGAAGUGUUUGAGUACAACGCUCUGUCACCCGUCGUCCUCUGCAGUUAUUUGCCAGAGGAGUUCAUCUACUGUCAGGACCCCGUAGACCAUGCUGGAAAUAACAGCGCCUAUUUGGAGAUGGGCCACGGUUGUGUAGGGUGGGGAGGCCAGACUGAGAAAGAAGUAAACCACACACCAGUUGUCUGCACUGCACUUGAUGACAUCGAAUGUGCUGGGCCCAGAGAAUUCCUGAGAGGGCAUGUACCCUGCAUCAAAUACACCGGACACUAUUUCAUCACCACUCUACUGUACUCCUUCUUCCUUGGUUGUUUUGGUGUCGAUCGUUUUUGCCUGGGACACACAGGGACAGCGGUGGGGAAAUUGCUCACACUUGGAGGCCUGGGAAUCUGGUGGUUUGUUGACUUAAUCCUGCUUAUUACUGGGGGGCUGAUGCCGAGUGAUUAUAGUAACUGGUGCACUUACUACUGACCAGAAAAGGAAUGCCUUAAACUCUCUAACGCCCAAACCACUAAAUAAUAGUCCAAAAAUUCUAAUUCUUUGAACUUGAAGCCUUUAAUGGCUCAUCAGAGCAAAGGGGAAAAAAAUAUAACUUCUCAUAAAUUUGUGUCAUUUUUGGUUCAUCAGUCACGAUGCUUUUUUUCUUGUAUCAGUAUCAGUGAAAGCAUGUAUCUGACUGUAUCAUCAUCAAAUUUUUCAGGGGAACAAAUAUCACACUGCUCAUGUGAAGGACUGGAAAAACCCAUGUUAACAAAUAUAAUGCGUAUGUCGCUGUUGGGUCCUAUUGGUGAUUUCCCUGGUAUAUCAUCUGUAUGUUUCAGAGAACUUCAAAAGUGUGAUUUCAGGUUAUGUUCACCAUUCUGCAGUUGCCUUGGUUAACCAAGAAAACAUUACUGUAUUUACUAUAUGGAAUGUUCUUACUAGAGAAACCCAAUAUAUGCAAGUCAGAAAACAACAAAAGUUGAAUUCUUCUUGAAUUCAUGUAAUUUGACUUGUAAAUAUGUUCUGCUAUUUCUGUUGACACUGAUUUAUUAAAAUUGUAAAGUUGUGGGUUUGAGCACAGCAUAGAUCUCAAUUUGUUGCAAUAUGUUACAUUUAUUCCAAUGCCCUGUCAACUGAUGACAGCCUUCAACUAUGCUGGUUACAACAUGUACCGUAUUUUCGGACUAUAAGUCGCACCAACCUUAAAUUGCCCAACGAAGAGGAAAAAAAACAUAUAUAAGUCGCCCCGGAGUAUAAGUUGCAUUUUGGGGGGAAAUUUACUUGAUAAAAUGCAACACAUAGGACAGAUAUGUCAUCUUGAAAGGCAAUUUAAAAUAAAAAUACAAUAGAGAAAAACAUGCUGAAUAAGUGUGUACAGUACGAUAAUGUUACAGGAUGAAUGAACAAUGAAAUGCGAAUGUGGCUGGUAUGUUAACGUAACAUAGCUAUUAAGAGUUAUUCAGAUAACUAUAGCAUUAAAACAUGGCAACAAGUUUACCAAACCAUCAGUGUCACUCCAAAAAACCAAAACACCAAAAUAACAUGUGAAAUGAUAUAAUAAUGUGUUAAUAUUUUCACACAUAAGUCGCUCCAAAGUCGCACCCCCAGCCAAACUAUGGAAAAAAAAAAAAAAAAUCUACGACUUAUAGUCCGAAAAAUACGUUAUAUUGAUUCUCAUUGCUGCAAGAUGCACACUGGCCUGCCUUCAAGCUGCACAGGAUAGUAAAAUGUUUGACGUAAGAAUUGAGAUCUUCAAAUGAAAACACAAAUAGUUUUGCUCAGAGAGAAAACAAAUCCCAUCUGGAGAAAAUCCUUCAAGGAGCUAACUAUAAAAUUCAAAUGGCUCAUAUUUUUGAGACUGGCAAUCGCCAACUUGUCCACUACUGAAGUCUCUGUUCAAAUUUUAAAUCCAUCCGAUACCCUUUUUUCGUCUUUUUUUUUUUUUUUUUUUAAAUCCUUGUAGUACUUUUUGUUGGACCAGGGACAUAUAUCUUUUGAAAACUGAGUGCUCAUGCCUAUUGUUCAAAUAGAAAUCAUGUUAUAAUCUUUUUGGAAACCCUUGUAAAUUACAAUAUAUUUUAUUCAAAUGCUCUACAUGACAGGUUUUAGGAUUAGUAUUAUUAUUAUUUUGUAAUAAGAUUAACUUGUUACACAAUUGCAUGACAUGUUGUUGUGGUUGAAUCUGCUUAAAAAUUGAACUGUGUUUACUUCUCAAAUACAUUAGAAUAUUUUGUCAUAUUUCUCCUUAGAAAAUAUAUUGGUGCAGAAUGAAUGUAAAUAUACUGUAUAUAAAUAUAUACAUGUUUAUAUAUAUUUAAAAAAAAAAAAAAAGAAAAGAAAAGAAAAAACUACCCAGCUGCUUUUUGGUGGAUGUUCCUUUUCGCUUUAAAAGUUUAAAAUUAAAAUGUAUAUAGUUCUGUACAAAAACAGACGCAAAAUAUCCUGAAUUUGUGUUCAUUUUCAGUUCAGCCUCAUGUGGUUUGAUAUGUCGGUACAGAUUGGACUGGAGUGGAAAUCAAAUUGAAACAACAGAAUACCAGGCUGACCUCUCAUGUAGCUAAUAAUCCUGACUCAAUAUAUCAACAAAAAAGCAUAUCUUACACUAUGAAAUGCUUAACUUUGUUGCAUCGUCUUUUUCUGUUUACACUCCUAUAGGCAUGUGCCGGUAUGAUUUCUGACUGUAUGAUAACGUUAAGCCAAAAUAUCACGGUUUCACGAUAUUGCAAUUACAGCUCUAAAAUGUGUUACUUUGAGACAUCAGGGUUAAAAAAAAAAAAAAAAAAAAUUCAACCGAACGUGAUUUUUAUUUUUUAAAACAUAUUAGCAAAUUGGAACAUAAGUAUAAGGCUAAGUUAGAAUAUAUACUAAACAAAAUCAAAAUAAAUGCAGUCUUGUAGGUGAGCCUAAACCCACAGCCAAUGCUCAACAUUAUUACCAUCAGAACAAAAAUAAUUGAAUUAUUUUCCAUAAAAAUCAUGUGUGCAUGACUCGUAUUAUGUUUACAUUAUACAUGCUCUUUUUCUGUACACAGACAGUUGCCAGAGAGGGAUAAAAAAAAUGUUUUACCACCGUUAGACACACUAAACACGCUGGAGUUAACUCGCGUAGCUGGUGGGAAACGUUCAUGACAGUGUUUACAAACCUUUAAAUUUGUAUAAAUGCAAAAUCAUAUUGGAGGUAUUGCCUCCUUGGUAGCUACCCUCCGCAAACAUGUUUCACAUGUCGGUUGGCCUUCUUUCUCUAAGCCGCAGUCUAAGUAUUCCCAUACCGGCGAUUUCGUUUUCUUCGAUGGGGAAAAAGUUCAAGAGUUUCACCUCCUCCAGCCAUCGUGUAGCACAGCUGACUCACUUACACUGAGCAACAACAGGUGGGGGAGGGUUGAGCCUUGCAGGUGCAAGCAGGUUUUACCCUGAAUAUCUGGGACAUGAAAAAAAUACCUAAUACCGUAGAGACGGUAUGACGGAAAAAAUUUUUGCAGUUUUGAAACUUUGAUAUUUUCACACCAGAGUAUACCCUGAAACCGGUAAUCGGCACAUGUCUGUUGUUCUUAUUUGCUAAAUAUAGAUGCAUCUCAAGGGCACAACUUUAUAAAAUUAGAUGAGCUGAUUAAAACAUAUGGUGGACCUUUGCAUUUAAUGUGGUACUGAAGAUGUAGAUAACAUUAGCUUUAAAGUAAUGAUAAUGGUGUUACAAACUGCCAUAAGGGCUCAAUUAGUUUUAUGUGUGAACUGCCUUUAAGGGGUUCUAUUCAUUGAGAGAAAGAUGAAGAAAUGCAUAACUAUUUUAUGGUUAUGUAUUACCAUGGAAUGUAGGGCACAUUUGGGCUAUAAUAGAUUUUUCAACUGUUUAAGAGCAUUACAAUGACACAUAAAUCUUUAACACACAUUAACCCAGGUCUUGAAAUAUGGUAACAUGUUUUAAAGUAAUGAGAAGUGAAGUAAUUUGAAGUGGACUGCAUGGCUCAGGCAAUGUUUCUCUCAGGCUGUCUGAAUAAUGGCUAAAGUCAAAGUAAUGGCAGACUGAGGGAAUUCCAUUUCCGAUAGUUUUGUUAUGACUGUAAUUACAGUAGUGAUCAUAUAAUGAAUCACUUUUACCAAAGUGUAGUUAAGAACCCUUAUGUAAGAGGCAAAAGAAAUGAUCAUAUUUAGUGGCUGUCAUUUCGUGUGCUCCUUCAGCAUACAAAUCCAUUAUUCCCUGGGAAAACUCAUAAUUCAUAAUCUCAUUAGAGGGGGUAUGAAUUAAUGAGGCUGUGCAUGUUCGCUGCAAUUUCCUGAUCAGCAUUGGCCUAGUUUUGAAAGUCAAGAACUCUCAAAAGCAAUUCAUUCAACUUCACAAAUACACUCAGAAAGUUUUUAUAAGAACUCGGUGCAAAGUCUUCUAAGAGUUUUCAAUGUUUUCUUCUUAGGCAAGAUUAUGUCCUACUGUUCCUGGGCUGGUUCAAAGUGUAGAAGACCACCUAGGAGAGCUGAAGAGCGUUUGCCUUUACAGUUGAGAAGUUUGGGUUUCGUCAUUUGCCAGUAGGGGGCAGAAGUAUUCCAUGAUUCAUUCCUCUGAUAAUCUUGUGCCACCAAUCUAAAUUGGGGCAGGAGAUGCAGCAGUGAAAAAAAAAUCUUCACUUCCUCUGUAGACCCUGCUGCACACAGGGAAGUCUGCUGCUCUCAAGGUCAGCUAUCUGAGGACCAGUCCUGACCGCAGCUGCUCUCCUCUUUCAAUGAUGACCGCUCAACUAAUUGCCUUUGGGUUGCUUCUGUGACGCUUCAAUUGAAAGUGUGGCAAAAUGACAGCCCCUGAAGACGAGAAAGGAUCCAGCUUUUUAAAGGUCCCAUAUGACUACUGUCAGUGUUGUGGCUGUUUGAGGUGAACUCUCCAUAUCAUGUUUCAUUAGCGUUGUUUCCUCUAAUAGGUAAGCUGUAAUGUGGUCGUAAAGUGAAUAUUUAAACUUCCUCAUUGGUGGUGUCCAUCACAUUUCAUUAAGGGAAAAUAAGCUUUGUUUUGAGUUCACAUUUUUUUAAGUUGUCAACUUGUCAUUGAUGGUGCAUAAUCUAUUAAGAGGAUUUAGAGUUGUUUGAAAUUGAGGUCCGCUAUUAAGAAAUGCUUAAAAUUACAUGCAGAAGAAAGCAUCUUCACUGGUGUUCUGUGAAUGAAUGGGCUUUUAUAUCGAUAAGUCUCUGUGGAUCAGGAAAUGAGGUGAAAUCAACUUGUGUGUACGUGUCCUGUACAUAUAUAUUUCCUUUUAUUCACAUAAACAUACAAUAUAUCUGCUCAAUUCACAUAGUCACGCAUAAUCAUACAU